GCUCCACAAUGUCCUGGAGAGCUUGUAUUCUCAAGCUCUCAUUUUGGCCAGAAUGAGUAGAAGCGAACGCGUCAUAGAAAAUAUUGGUGCAACUUUGUCACUGACAGACCCACCGUUGCAGGCACGUAGAGGCGGCUGUCUUCACCUGCUAGUGGAACUCAAAAACGGGAACAUCGGUAAAAGUGUGCAUACUUAGUACGUGAUAGGUAUCCUCUCCUACCCAAAAAUCCUGUCCUUUCUCCAUGCUCAUUUGUGCAGCAACGGUCUAGUAGGCAAUGACGGAAAUGCGUUCCGAUAUCUACCCUUCACUUCAUCAUAUGUGUGGAUCUAGCACUGGCACAAACAUUGACUCGGAAACAAACAGACAGCCGAUCCGAAUCCACGUGUCCUGUAACUUACUUUCCCGUCAUCGGUCAUGAUUCCCUGGAAUUCUACUAAAGCCAAGGUACAGCUCCGCAUAUCCGUACAACGACUCAGGACUUUACAACAAAAGAAGGAGGCCCAGGCCAAGGCUUCGCGUCGAGAUAUUGCCACCCUAAUUGAGCGGGGAAAGCUUGAAACCGCCAGGGUUAAAGUUGAGACCAUAAUCAAUGAGGACAUUCAUAUCGAGCUUCUGGAACUCCUCGAACUCUACUGCGAGCUCCUCAUAGCUCGUUUCGGAAUUCUAGACAUGAAUUCCCGAGAACCCGAUCCGGCAAUCAGUGAAGGAGUUUGUUCGAUAAUAUUUUCUGCCUCCCGAACCGAAGUCAAAGGCAUAAGCAAAAACCCCUUUCACCAUGUCAACUGCUUUCUUAAAUAUUCUCUUCCAGAACUUCAUGUGCUCCGCGAUAUUCUCAUGCACAAGUACGGUCGAGAUUUCUCUGUCGCCGUCAUGGAGAACCGUGAUGGAUGCGUCAACGGUCGCGUCGUUCGAAAGCUGGACAUUGCCACGCCUUCGCUGGACCUGGUCAAUGCAUAUUUGGCAGAGAUAGCGAAGGCUUAUGGCGUUUCUUGGACGUCUCCGAAUACAAGUUCGGACGAUAACACAGGUGAAAGUCCCAAUGGAGGUGUGAAGCAAACGGCCGCUGAUGAGGAAAAUUCGCCACCUGCGUAUAAACCGGAGUCAACGGCAGACCGUGGCCCCACACUCCCAGCAAUUCCGCCGACCAACAUUGAUGGUCCAGACAACAAGAAAUCAAUGUCGGAAGAUGCAACAAUAACAUCCGUUUCAAAAGCCCAACCGGCGACAACGGACACGCUAGAAGACGAGUUUGAGGCAUUGAAUAGACGGUUUGCGGCGCUCAAGAAGAAAUAGUAGUGACAGGUAGGUUUUGUUGUGAACAUGUAUGUAACGUGCAAGUCAGAAAGCUGUAUUUGAAUAAUAUUUAGUGCCGCAUGCUGCGAAGCUCCUGUGUGGCAAUCAUCAC
This is a messenger RNA of Guyanagaster necrorhizus, 1406 nucleotides long. RefSeq names its product DUF292-domain-containing protein. Lineage: Eukaryota; Fungi; Basidiomycota; Agaricomycetes; Agaricales; Physalacriaceae. The transcript has 8 exons. Gene Ontology annotation, biological process: protein transport. The coding region runs from base 416 to 1294 and encodes 292 amino acids. The record is from RefSeq and is a predicted model, not a curated record.